Passer domesticus (house sparrow) is the source of this 2545-nucleotide messenger RNA. RefSeq lists its product as uncharacterized. Lineage: Eukaryota; Metazoa; Chordata; Aves; Passeriformes; Passeridae. Gene Ontology annotation, cellular component: cytoplasm. Bases 237 to 2300 code for a protein of 687 amino acids. The record is from RefSeq and is a predicted model, not a curated record. The transcript is spliced from 15 exons.
GGGACAGGACGGGACAGAGCAGUGCUGUGAGGAGCCCCCGCACAGCGCACUCGUUCGAGUCCGACCCGGAGCUUUUCUGUGGCGUUGUUCCUGCAGGUGACCUUGUGGCAAGACUGCGGGACUUGGUGGCCCGUGGCAUUCCCAAGGUUUCUCUUUUGCAGGUGCCCUUGAGGACUUGUGGACUUGGAGUUUUCCCAAGCCAUCUCCAGAAGGUGCCCUUGAGGCAAGAUUCUGGAAUGGCAGGCAGAUUCCUUAACCUCUUCAAAGUUUUCAGACCAAAAAAAAAGAAAGGCCCUGAAGCUGGCCCAGCACAACAGCCUGAAGAACCGGAGCAGUUCCAGACACGGCAGGAUGAUGCAUCCCUGGACGGGACACAAGUGCAGAAACCCGGCCGUGGCCGCUUCCACAGAACCCUGAAGAUGUUCCGGAAGUUUCUGCGCAUUCAGCGCAGAGAGACCGGGAGCAGUGCAGCUGAGGGCCCCGCCGAGCCUGACUCGGGGCUGACCGAGCUCCAGGCAGAGCCUGAUGUCAGCCUGGAUUCAGCUGAGCUCUCCAAAGACUUGGACACUACAAUGAAUGAGGACAGGGUGCCAGCCAUUGUAAGGAACAUCCACCAGAGGCUGGUGUCCCAUGACACUGUGGAUGCCAGGCUGCAAAUUGACAUUGUGAGGCUGGCUGAAAAACACCCUGCUGACGUGGUGCUGACCCUCCUGCGCUGUGCCCCAACGUGUGACAGAGCUGCUGCAAUCAUGUGGAAAACCAUAGGAUCAGUGGGACCAGCAGUGGAGAAAGUGCUGCCAACACUGCUGUGUGUGAUGGAGGACUGGCCUGUGCACAGCACAUCCACCUCCGAUGGGGAUGACACAGAUGUCUUUGCCCUGGCUGCAACUCUGGUGAUCUGGGUGAUUGUCCAGGUGCCUGAGUGCCACGAGGGCAUACUCCCUCAUUCUUCCCGCCUGUUUGUGGCUCUGCUCUUCCAUAUUGUCAUCACAACAAAGAGGAUGCCACCAGCGGAAGCUGGGCACUUAUGGAAAGAAUGUCAGGAAGAACAUCGCCUUACCAUCAACCCCAGCAGGUUUGCAGUGCAGACCAUGAAGGCUCUGCUCUACCGACUGCAGUGUGAGGAUGAGGUGAUGGCUAUGGAGCGCAAGCGUGGCUGGGACACGCUGCUGUGUGCUCACACCCAGCACUACGCCAUGGGUCUGCUGGCCAGGGAGAUGCGCCGUAUAUUGAUCCCUUGGUGUUCUCGCAUCGCACUCCAGUUGCUCCGGCAUCUCACUAAGCAGGACCCAUACUGGAAUCUGCCCUUCCUGGCGUUCCUUGUGGAGGUCCUCGAGUGCCUGGACUUGAGGGAAUGUGGUGGCAGUGUGCUGAAGGUCUUGUCGAGGUUCCUGCACAGCAAGUGCAGGGUGCAGCGUCGCCUGGCACUCAAAGGCCUCGUGGUGCUCAACAAGGAUCCCUCAAUGGCCAGAAGAAUGGGCAGUCUGUCCCCAAGGCUUCUGGAGCUGCUGGAUGAUGCUGAUGGAGAUGUGGUCAGCAUGACCCUCCGUGUUUUCACGAAUGUUCUCCAGCACAAAGAUAUCCUGAUAUCCAGCACCACUGCCCCACAGCUGGCUGAGGCACUCCUGCUGCUCUUUGACCAUGAGAACAGCCAUAUCCAAUUGCUCUCCAUUCAACUCUUCCGUAAAGUGAUGGAACUGGUAGUGGAUGAGGGAAAAAAGCCCCUGAAGACAAUUGUGAACAAGAGCCUGUACACACUUUUAAUUUACUCUCAUGAUGAGAACUGGGACGUGGCGGAGGCCUCUCGGGAAACACUGCUUCGAGUGGCUGAAUUCCUGAAGAGAAGGGAUCUCAAACAGUUCCUGAAGAAGCAGCCGCCCUUGAAAGUCAAUGAGGGCCCGCUGGCAGAGGACACGAGCCGAGCGGCCGAGCACCAGCGCCGGGUCCUGCGCUGCCUGCAGAGCCUACAGGAGUCCCUGCGAGAGGCGGCCAUCAGGUUCAUGGGGAUGCCCGGGCGGCGCCUGAGGAGGCAGCAGGAAGAGCUCCAGCUCAUCUGGAAUGCCCUUCAAGCCCGGAGGCAAGGUGCCAGCCCAUCAUCCUCUAGCCUGGAAAAUCAAGCCCGAUUUCACCAAACAGCUGGAGAAGUAGGGACAUCAUCUGGAUCCAGUGAACCAGUGUCCCAAGAACAGCACCAGGAGACACUGAAGGGGACAUCACCUCUCAGCACAGCUGGAGCUCCAAGCACAGCCGACGCUGGGCAAAGAUCUCCUGGCUUCAGCUCUCUCCCUGCCUGUAGAUAGCUCCCUCCCUCCCUCCCUGCCUCCCUCCGACAUUGCCCAUCCCCAUUUUUCUCUCCACUAUUAGUCUCUUUAGAUAGCUCUGCCCCACCAGCCCUCAACCUAUCCAGGUCCUUUUUUACCCUCUAUUCUCCCUCCCUGUUAACAGGUCUAUCCCCUCAGCCCUCAGACACUGCCCAUCCCCAUUUUCUCCCUCCCAGCUCUUCCCUUUGCUUCCCCUGCCAUUAAUAAACAGUUUGGCUUCUUCA